UGUUUCUUAUUUUCAGGUGAUUAUAAAUGUAUUAAAACAAAAUAGUUCUGAAUAUUAUGUACCAUUUCUGCCAGUUAAAUAGGUGCCCCUACAUCUUAUACACUGGACCUUUAGAACAUGACUGCUCGUUGUUCAAAAUAAGUGGCCCACCACACAUGUUGGUUUAUCAUACAAGAUCACUUUGCAUUUUUAGGUUCACCUCACAAUGCAGGACUAUCAUAUAGUGUGUAGACAUGCACAAAGUAGGCGCUAUGCAGACGAAACUAAUGAGUUUUCAUAAACAUACGGUAAACAGGCAACUGUUGCCUCACAGCAGACAUUUCCUGCUAUGUAACAAACACAGCCACAGUAAACAAGCAUAAAGUCAACAGUGAGGACAGCUGCUUUCGGGAGUGGUAGAAGGCUUUUUCACUUAAAGAUGAAACAGUUGCGUUUGUCUUAUUUACAUGUAAUAUGUUUUAAAAACUUGUAUGAUGUGAAAAGCAGCUGGCCCCUAGGUACUUUCACAUUAUCUAAUCUGGCCCCCACUCAAAAAAGUCUGGACAACCCUGGCUCACACAUCAAUGCUUCUGUAAUAGUAAUGUCAUAAUGUCCAUCCAUCCAUCCAUUCUUCCAUUAUCAACCACCAAUAAGAAAGCUGGGUCACGGGGGCAGCAGGCUGAGCAAAGUUUUCCCGACAUCCCUCUCCCCAGCAACACUUUCCAGCUCCUCCUGGGGGUGUUCCCAGGCCUCCUACCAGUUAAACAUGCCCAGAACACCUCCAGCGGGAGGCGCCCAGGAGCCAUCCAGAUCAGAUGCCCGAACCACCUCAACUGACCCCUUUCGACGUGAAGGGGCAGCAGCUCUACUCCGAGCUCCCUCCGGAUGUCUGAGCUCCUCACCCUAUCUCCAUGGCUGAGCCCAGCCAUCCUUCUGAGGAAACAUAUUUCAGCCGCUUGUACCCGCCAUCUCAUUCUUUAGGUCACUAACCAGAGCUCAUGACCAUAGGUAAGGGCUCGGACAAAGAUGGACCAGUAAAUCAAAAGCUUCGCCUUCUGGCACAGCGGCCGCAGCGCUAAACCGCCAAUCCAUCGCAUGUUCCAUUCUACCCUCAUUCAUGAACAAGACCCCAAGAUACUUGAACUCCCUCACUUGAGGCAGUAACUCACUCCCAACCCAGUUGGGACCGGUUUCCCGCAGAGAACCAUGGCCUCAGACUCGGAGGUGCUGAUUCUCAUCCCGACCGCUUCACACUCAGCUCCAAACCACCCCAGUGCAUGCUGGAGGUCAUGGUGUGAUGAAGCCAACAGAAUCACAUCAUCUGCAAAAAGCAGAGAUGCAAUUCUGAGGUCACCAAACCGGACCCUGUGACCUUUUGGUUUGGUCUAAUAAUGUAAUAUAACAAAAUCACAUUCACAUGGGGGACAUUUUUAUGCAGUACUUUAAUUCAUACUUUAAAUACACUGUAUUGAUAACAUAUGUACUUUUACCCAAGGAAAGGAUCUGAGCAUUUCUCCCACCUCUGGUCAAAACACAUGAUAAACAGUUUUCAAAGUUUGCUAGUGGGCUAAAAGUGAAGCAUCUGUUCCCUUAAUUAUUCACUUAAGUCCAAAAUUUCAGUUUUAGCAAUUAACUUUGAGCUCUACAUCCGUUUUUUUUUUUUUGUUUACCAACCAUGAAAACAGUAUUUAAUUAAGAUACACAAUUAAUAAAAAUGUAGCCUAAUCUGCAUCAUGUGAGACAUGAUGCAGAUUAAAACUUAAUCAUUAAGAUGGACACACCUCAUUUCUGUUUGUCUCUUUCUUUUCAUUUCUGUCUUUCUUUCUUUCUUUCUUUCUUUCUUUCUUUCUUUCUUUCUUUCUUUCUUUCUCUUUCUCUCUCCUCCCUUCCUCCCUUCCUCCCCCCUUCCUCUCUCUCUCCCCUCUCCUCAGGUUUACUUCACCCUCCCCUGCUGACUAUCUCCUCACCCUCACUGUGUGUGCUGUCAAUAAUUGAUGAUCCUCACUGACUCAAAGGGUAACAGGUCCGGGAGAAAAUGUCUCAUCCAUUUCUUUAUUUAUUUACAAGUCUAUCUUUAAGUUCAGUCAGUCUGACAAACCACCAUGACUGUUUAUUCCAGCAGAAGGAUCGAUGGCAUGCAGCAGCCCGACUGUGUCCGUUUCAUAGUCUGUGGCAGCUGCUAACACCUGUGAGCAUGAGCGGGUUAAUGCUGAAUGUCUGGCUGACAGCAGGACAGAAGGAGGAAAGGGAAGCUUAAAUGAGUGAGAGGCAGGGGGCAGAGAAGAGGAGGAGUGACAGAAUGAUAGAGUGAAUUAAUUCAACCUUAGCCAGCCCUGAUUGACUCGGUAGCAAACUGGCAUGUACAAACAUUCACAGUGACACCAAAGCCAUGGAGAGAGAAAAGAGGAAUGACAUGUCUUUCUCCAGAAAGAGAAGUUUCACUUUUGGGGCAUAUGGAGGUUCUCACUUCCUUGUUUACAGUGUGGACAGAUUCACAUGUGGGGAUGAGACGAGACCUGAAUCUGCAGACGACAACAUACUGGACAUCCUGGACUCUCCUGCCAGGGACAGAAAGCCUUUCCUCCCUGCCAGCAGCAACCAGAGGGACACAGAGCUGUUUGAAAUCAUUGAAAAGCUGCAGGGCAGCAGGAUCGAUGAGCAGCGGUGUGAAUUCCCUCCUCCUCUGAAGUCUCAGCUUUUAACCAUAGGUGGAGACCUGCCGCUCAUCCUCCCGCCGAGUCAGGGGGGCUACUGGGUAGACCCCCCUCUGGACAGGCUUGUAGAUGUGAGUCCCACUUCCUCUCACUGUGGCCUUGAUGAUUCGGAGAGCUACGACAUCAUGGAGAGAGACGGGGAGGCCAAAAUCUACCAAGAGUUCUUCAGCUCACGAUACCAUCACUCAUUCACAGCAGUGGAUCCGUCUUUGGGGCCUCUGGUUCUCUCCGUGUGUCUGGAGGAAGAGGAGAGCAAGCUGCGGGUGAUACUAAGAAUGAAGGAGUGCUCUCUGCAUGGAGUUUUCUCUGCCUCUCUUUUCCCCAACAUCCCAUCAGCUGUUGAAUUAGCAAAGAUGCUGUGCGACAGAGUGACUGUCUCAAAGUUUGAAGUGGUCAGCUACCUCAAGGCUCCAGAACUCAUAACUGCAUUUGAUGAACACAGAGUGUCUCCAAAUUUCAAGUUUGGCGUUUUGUACCAAAAGGACGGGCAGUUCACCGAGGAGGACAUCCUCAGCAACAAUGAGGAGAGUGAGGAGUUUAAAGAGUUCCUUUCUGUUUUGGGAGAGACGAUUCAGCUGCAAGGCUUCUCUGGGUUCAGAGGCGGACUGGACGUGUGUCAUGGUCAGACAGGAAGUGAAGCCGUCUUCACUUCCUUUCACGGAAGAGAAAUCAUGUUCCAUGUCGCAACUAAACUGCCUUUCACAGAGGGCGACCCGCAGCAGUUACAAAGAAAAAGACACAUCGGUAAUGACAUUGUAGCUUUGGUCUACCAGGAUGGCCAAACCCCGUUUCUGUCUGACAUUAUCAAGUCUCACUUCCUGCACUGUUUCCUGGUGGUCAGGAGGAUUCAGGAUCCAGAGGAGACAGGUGAAACUGCGUACCAGGUUUCUGUCACAGCCAGAGAGGAUGUUCCUAACUUUGGUCCAGUCCUCCCAGAUCCUCCCAUCUUUAGAGAUCGUUCCCUGCUGAGAGAAUUCCUCCUGACCAAACUCAUCAACGCAGAGAUUUCCUGCUAUAAGGCUGAACGAUUCAGCAGACUAGAGCUCCGCACUCGUUCGUCACUCCUGGAGAGUCUGCAGGCUGAACUCUCCACCCGUUCCCAGUGCAUGAUGGGGGAUCCAUCACUUUCUGGCUCUGAGGGUACACGAGGGGCGACUGAAGGGAGUGGAGGAUUCAUUGAAAACUUUAAGAGAGCCAUAAGAGUGCGGAGUCACUCCUUUGAGACUCUCGGGGUGCCCAGGAAGACUGGUGGCAGUGCAUCACAGAAACCUAAGACAGAGAAAGAUGGAGAGAGUGACAAAUCUCCAGGACCUCUGCCUGCUGACAGUUUGGGUUCGGCUGAAAUCAAAGACCAAGCAAGUUCUCAAGAAGAGACCCUAUAAAAGGAAAUAUUAAUAUGUAGAUUUUAAAUGUUAAUAUAAUUAUAGACAUUGCUCGCCUACAUGGUUGCUACUUUAUCAUCCUGCUUAUAUGUAAAUAGAGUGUAAAAGUAAAUAGUAUUUCUGAGAAUAUAAUUAUUUUACUGUCAUAGUGAUACUUUACAAUUAUGAAAAUAUUAACAUUGUAUUUCAGUGAAAUGUUAAACAAACAAAUAUAACGACUGCCAGGAAAGGCUCGAGUGGUUUGUGUUUAUACUGUUGUGUUUUUAUUGUCAAUAAAAGAGUUUCUUUCAAUGGGGGAUGUGAAGAGAGGAAGUAGGUA
Molecule: messenger RNA, 4394 nt
Organism: Epinephelus fuscoguttatus (brown-marbled grouper)
Lineage: Eukaryota; Metazoa; Chordata; Actinopteri; Perciformes; Serranidae
Gene: rap1gapl
Product: RAP1 GTPase activating protein-like
Exons: 19
Coding region: 2369-4075 (568 amino acids)
Biological process (GO): regulation of small GTPase mediated signal transduction; activation of GTPase activity
Cellular component (GO): cytoplasm
Molecular function (GO): GTPase activator activity
Source: RefSeq, a predicted model, not a curated record